AGUAAUUCAAUAAUCUGAAUUUACUAACUCGACCUCAAUGAUUAAUUUUAGCCUUAGACUUUAGACUAGAUCAUAGGCCUAAUACACUGUUAGAUCUAUGACUUGUAGCUAAAUUUUCACAUAAAAAGAAAAUAGAAUCUAGAACUGAAAGUUUUGCAGUUGCAGUCAAUUCAUCAGAUAUGAGUCCAGUAAACUUAGAUCUAGAUGCUGUAAAUGUUUCUGAGCUGAAAACAAAUAAUCAAAUAGAUGAAAUAAAUUCUAAGAUUUCUCAUCCAAGGAUUAAAGAAACAUUAACAGAUUUACAAAAGCUUAUUUGUGACCUUGACCAGGAUGCUAAAAAAUGUUUAUUAAAGUCAUUAAUAACUAUUGGUGAAUCUGCAAAAGAAGACUUAAUAACCAUGGGAAAAGCAGUUAAAGAGGAUGUACAUUUAUAUGAUAAAACCUGUGUCUGUGAUGCUAAGAAGGUUUUCAGGCCAGUGGAAUUUCCUAAAAAAAAUAAUUUUAAGAUUUCAUUAAAGAGUCUGAAGCAGGAUCAAUCAGAAGAUGAAUUUAAAGCCUUACUGACCAGUUGUUCUGAUGCUCUGGAGAGACUUGAAGAACAUUUAAAAGAAUUGAAUGAAAGAUAUGCUCACUAUGCAAAAACAAGAGAGAAUGAAAUACUUACUUUAUAUAAUUCCUCAUACGAAAUGGAAGUGGACAUUUGGAGUGCAAAUAAUGAUUUGGAAGUUAAGCUACAGGAACAAUGUCAGUCUUUGACUAAAGCUUCAACAGACCUCCUGAAGAAUUGUUUGCCUAAUAUGAUGAGCAAGUGGAGACGCUAUGAAUCUCUAGCACAUGUAGGACAUAUUCCUUCUCAUGACAGAGAAGUUUACAUAGAGAAAUUAGACAAACUAUUUACUCGGGUCUUCCAACUUGCUUUGAUUCAACCAACAGAAGUAGAAAGCAGUGUUGUUGCUGAAAAACUGGCUUCUGUUUCAUCAACUAUUGAAAACUUUAAUACACACCUUUCAGCUCUCAAGUCUGCAAUCAUUGAGAUAGCUUGGUACUAUGAGGUGCAACCUUCCCCAUGUAUUAAAGUUAAUACAUCCAAAAACUCUGAGGACAUCAUUCUCAAACUUCGUCCGUUAGGCAUAGCUUUAAAUGAGAUCAAGUCACAGGAAAUCGUUUAUUUUGCUGAGAAAAAUAGCAAGAAACAUGUCAAAUGUCAAAUCAAGAAAAUAAAAGAAGCUGGCAACACCAUCAUAGUGACAGUUCAAUUGUCCAACUUUGAAAGACAUACCAAAAGAUCUGCUAAUGCUGAUUUUGAUCACUUUAAUAGAAUCCAAUGGGAACUGCAGCUUAAAGGUUCCAAUGCACCUACAAUAAAGUGUCUAUCGUUACCAUUCACUGUACGUUCAGGCAGCACACAGUUGUGGUACUACAUAGGAGCAGUUCACUGGUACUGUUGGGUGCAAACAGAUUUGUACCAGCCACGAUUCCAUUGCUCCACAACAAUGCCCCUUGAAGUCUUCAUCUCCAUGUUGCAGGAAAGAUUUUAUACUAUCACUUCACAACAUUUCACUGAAGAAAAUGUUCAAUUUUUCCAAAGUUUAUUAAGACAAGCGUUCCCAAAUAUGAAAGAUGAUGUACAAAUGAAAGACAUCUUACAAGAAAAAAUGCACAACACAAGAAACAAUUCCUCUCAUAGAAAUAAUUUUUCAACUUACACUUGGUUUAUUGCUGCUUGUUAUACACUGGCAAUGUUUCAAGAAGAUCUGAAACUAGGAGUUUUGUCAAGUUUUUUAAGCUAUGAUCAAUGUGAGGGUAUGCUAAUGAAUCAACCAGCUGGCAGCACUAUAGUUAGAAUUUCUCGAAACACAGUCAAAAAUGAGCAGUCUGAGCGUCCAUUGGCUAGCAUUACUGCACACAUUGCAACAGGUCAUAAACAGACUACCGCUCCACAUGUGGAAGACCCUGUCAACAUAGAUAACCUUUACACUUUUUUGUCGCAUCUGAAAGUGGCAGUGAAUCAUCAGACUGUCAGCGUUCUUUGCCUGCUCCCUUCUGGUCUAACGAUGGAUAAAUAUAAAAGCUAUUCAAAAGUGAAGCAGCAAAAUGGGGAGGAUAAUCCUAAUGGUUAUGGCAAAAAAGCAUUUGUGACACCAGGAGACAUAAUUAUACUUGGAGACGAAAUGCAGCCCUUGAGUCAAAUGCUGGAAGAAAAAGUUUCACUUAAUCAAGUUAAUCCAGAAUCAGAAGAUGUCCAACCUUGUACAAAAUCAAUAAAAUUAGAUAACAAACAAAAUAGUAAAAUGGAUCAAAUUCUUUCCAUGAAUUCGCCUCAGUCAUUUCAACCAGCUAUACAAAGUUCAACAAGUCAGCCAAAUUUUGCACAGUCUCUUAGUUUGCUACCACUACAGAACAACUCUAAUAGAAUUUAUCUGGAUACUAAUGAGGGCCCUGACUUACCACUGAAUGCUGAUUUUAUUGAAAUGUGGGCUAGGCAGCAGCUAACCAAUGAGAGCCCGGACUUAUUAGCCUCACAGCUAGGUUCACUGAAUGUUAACAAUAACAUGCUAUCUUCACAGCAGCAAUGCCAAGAGAAUCCUAACUCAUCACAAGAUUAUGUUAAUGUGCCAACAUUACUCUCACCAACUACUGCAAAUUCUUCUUUAUUCACUGAAAAUUCAUUAGAAACAUUAGACAACGAUCCAUUUAAUAUAUUAGAUGACCAAACAGAAGACCUUACAGAUUUUUUUUUCAGCUGUCAGAACAUGAACAAAUAGAGAUUAUUUCUAAUUCGUCAAAGGAUGAUAGAUAAAGAGUUUUUUCUUAUUUCUUUUGCUAAUGUUGUUCAUCAUCAUUGUUCAUCAAAUGUAUAAAGAACUAGCAUUACACACACCAGCUACACCCAUUGAGUUGUUAAUUUGGCCGUGGACCACCCCUAACCCUUUUUUUUCUUAUUAGAGUCAAAGUAUAAAGGUCCACGUGUAAACAUUCCUCCAUACAUUCCUUUGGCCAGAGAAUUCUAGUAUAUUUUAUGUUGAAUUGAACUAGACUAUAAAUUCAAGUAGCACUUCACUCUCUUCAAUCUCUCUGCCUUAAUAAAUAGUCUUAUUUAAUUUACCCUGACUAUUCUUCUGCUUUUCAGCUCUUAAUAAGAAAAUAAUAAAAGAACAGGUUUGUAACUAUUGUAAUAUACUCAUAAACCGAUGCUUAUGGUGCGCAUCAGUGCAAUAUUAAUGAUACAAUACAGCAGAAAUCAGGGACUUACUAUUUGCUGACAACUGUGCCUGCUCUGAAAAUGAUCUGCAGAGCAUGGUCAGUGACUUCUCAAGAGCAUGCUUAGACUUUAGCCUUACCAUUAACACAAAAAAGACUGAAGUCUUUAUUUGCCUGCUCCAGGGAAAGCCUACUCGGAUCCAAGCAUCAAGAUAAAUGGGCAUGAUAUAAACGCAGUGGUCAGAUUCACAUAUCUAUCUUGGCAGCACACUCUCCAGAAACAGAAAGAUCGAUAAUGAAAUCGACCUGCGUAUCGCCUUGCCCAGUGCAUCGUAUGACAGACUGUCUAAAAACAUCUGGAACAGACGAGGUACCACUACAAACACAAAGCUAGGGAUCUGUCGAGCUGUCAUCCUCCCUACAUUGCUCUAUGCCUCAGAAACAUGGAACAGUGUACAGAAAACAUGCAAAGAAACUGAACCACUUCCACAUGACAUGUCUAAGAAAAAUACUGAAUGUCAAAUGGCAAGACAAAAUACCAGAUACUGAAGUCCUUCGAAGAGUGGAUCUGCAAAGCAUCACACAAUCCUGAUACAGUCCCAGCUGCAAUGGGCAGGACACGUCUUCAGAAUGGAAGACCUCCGCAUCCCUAAACGACUACGCGAAGGAAAGCGCUUGAAAGGUGGUCAUAGAAAGGUGUAAGGGACACCCUCAAAGCUUCUAUGAAGGCGUUCAGCAUAGACCCAGCCACCUGGGAGACAAGAGGCACAUGACAGCGCAUGAUGGUGUCGCGCUGUGAAAACUGGCGCACAGGUUGCUGAGGAAAAGAGAACAACGCUGGCAGAAGAAAAACGCCAGAGAAGAAAAGCAAGGCCAAUAGCACUAGCUCCAGCUGGAAUAACCUGCCCAGUGUGCAGCCUAACAUUCUGGGCUCACAUAGGUCUCACCAGCCACAUGAAGAGCCCUCAGCCCCCUGGAUGACAAAGUGGUCAUCAUCGAACCAUGAUGGACGAACUAUAAUGAUUCAAUAAGAUUUCUUUCUUUUCUUCAGAACUAUGUCUGAUCAUACAAACUCCACCUUAUUGCCAAAGAUACUUCAUUGAAGUAAAGAAACCCUGUAAUAAAACACUUGUAUUUAUCAACUUGGAAUCAUUAACAUAUUGAACGUACACUACAAAUUCACAAUAUAAUGGAAUUAACACUGGGAAAUUCACAAAAUUAGACAUAUUAAACUUAUUUGAAACAUCAACAACCCCAGUUGUCUUCCCUGUUUGUUAUACUGUUCGUAAUCUUUGUUUCUCUCAUGAACUAACUAGAAAUUGAUUUUCCGCACUAUGGAAAUUCCAAUGUCUAUUAAGAGCAAGUUAUGUAUUUGCUUGAAGGAAAUUAGACAUAAACAAUAUAUUUAUGUUUUUCAAAGCUUUUAGUUGCAACAUUAUGUAUAUCUACUCCACGCCUAUGAACCUAAGCUGCUUUGUUUUUCAAAUUGUAGCCAGAUAAAAUACUCAGCUGACUAUCAAUGCUUUUGUUGCUUUUUAAAAAAUGAGCCUCUUUUAUGAAUGUUUGUGUUUCAAAAAUGUUUUUAAAAUGUUUAUUCUUCUUUUACAAAGCAAGUUAGUAAAUAAUGUUCCAUGCCAUAUACAGUGAGUGAAUCUGUGGUACGAAUGUAUAUAUAUAUAUUUUUUUUAUUAUAAUGUUUUUUUAUGUGUAAUGCACAAUUAUAAAAACUAAAUUCCUCAGGGAUAUGUUAUUGUUUUUUUUUUUGUUAUUAUAAAAUGUUUAUUUUUUUUUUUUAAUGUUUUACAUGUUUCAGAUUUUUAAAAGUAAUUAUACAUCCUAUCCCAAAUAUCCUGCAGGAUGACAGUUGUUAGCAAUUGGCAGGGUUCUAACCCUGGAUCAUAGAGACAUAGUACACAGCAUGUACCACACGGUUGCCAUCCUGGCAUUAUGAUACAAUUACUUUGCUACUAGACAUACACAACACUUUUCCUAAAUAUUGAUUUCAUAAAACCUCUAAGCUAACUACUUUGGGAGAAAAACCCAUAACAGCUGAGACAUCUUAGAAGUAUAAAUCAGUUUUAUAUUGUAAAAAAAUAUAUUUCUACAAUAUAAAAUAUUUAAAACAAUCAUCAUCAUCAGUCCUUUGUGUUCCUCAUGGAAUAUAGGGCUUCAGUAAAAACAAGCCACUUUCCAAUGGUCUCUUGCUAUUAUUUUUAGUGGCUUCCCAGCUCUUUCCUGUCCUCUGGGCUUCACUGCGUCGCCACGUUCUACAUCUUGUGCCCUGGGGUUCCAAUCUAAGGUCUGUUUAGCUGUCGUUGGCAUCUUUCUGUUUUCUUUAUUAUAGCUAAAGAGUACCAUAGACAGUAAAAAAAAAAAUGACCUAAUCUUUGGAAGAAAAGUGAACCAAGAAAAAUGCCUUAUUUCUCUUAUCAUCAAAGCUGAAUGCCUCUCCAGAAGAGCACUCUACAGUCACUUGAUAAGGUGCUCUAUAAGAUGAACCAUUGUCAUUCUACAACUGAAGGAGGUAAAAAAAAAAUGUAUAUUGAAAUCUAGCUCGUAUUGUUUAUAUGUAUAUUUUUAAAUACCUUUAUUUUAAGUUGCGUUUCCUAGUAAUUUUUGUUGAUUUUCAACUAUUGUAAGAACCAGUAUUCUUGAUUGUUGCUUAACUUGUUUAUGAUUUGAAUUAUGUUCCUAUCAUUGCUGCUAUCAUUAGUGUUGUAUUCUCUUUUUGGAAAUGAAAAGUAUGAAGCAUUAGUGCUGUGAUAUAGUUAGUCUUUCAUGUCAUUAACAGACUAAAAAACUAAAGGGCUUUUGAAAAUCACAUUUCAAUGAAGUCUGUAGUGUGCUAAAAAUAGGUGCAACUGUUACUUUUUGGUCUUCUGAAAAUGGCCCCUUUUUAAAAAAAAAUAAAUGAUAUCUAUAUGAUUUUAAAAAUCAUUUGUUAAACGUGAUAGUCUUCUAUAGUUUUAUAGAUGUAAUUUGAAAGAAUAGAAAAAUAUUUUUAAAAUAAUUUUUCUUUACUAAUAUAAAAUUGUUUACGGAAUACAAUAAAUUUUUUGUAUAUAAAGUU
Messenger RNA from Biomphalaria glabrata, 6271 nucleotides. RefSeq lists its product as uncharacterized. NCBI's taxonomy places the organism in Eukaryota, Metazoa, Mollusca, Gastropoda, Planorbidae. The transcript is spliced from 21 exons. Gene Ontology annotation, biological process: regulation of DNA-templated transcription. The record is from RefSeq and is a predicted model, not a curated record. The coding region runs from base 180 to 2765 and encodes 861 amino acids. Gene Ontology annotation, molecular function: DNA-binding transcription factor activity.